AUGGGAAGGGCGAAAUUAGCUAGAGUAUUCAUUGAAAAUCAGAAGAAGAGAAAUACAUCCUUUAGGCUGAAGAAAGGAACCUUGAUUAAAAAAGCGCUCGAGUUUUCAAUUCUAUGUGAUGUACCCGUUUGUGUUAUCGUCUUUCCUUUUGAUGAAGGUAACAAGAAAAUCGUGCAACCCGAAAUUUAUUCGUACAAGGGAGAACAAGAAAAUCUCAACUCGGCUGAGUCAACAACAAAUAACCCGGAGUUGGGUCGUGAGAUAAUCAAUCGUUACUUAAGUGACGUGUUGAAAGAUGUUAAUGAGGAUAAAUCAUCAAGAAUUGAUCAAGAUUUGCAUAAUUAUACAAAUCUUUCCAAGUUUACUAAUGAUCAACUUAUUGAAUUACUUGGUAAAUUGGAUAAUAAGAUUGAUAUUGUGAAGAGUAGAAUUGAUGUGAUUAAGAAUGUUAACAAUAAUGAUGGUUUUGAUGCGGCACAACAAGAAAUUGAAGUCUUGAGUGAUGAUGAUGGCUUUCUGUUGUCUGAUUUGGAUAUUGAUCUCGAUGUCGAUGUGAUGUUUGAAGAUUUGAAGGUACUGACUGUAGGUCUUAAGGUACUCUAA
This is a messenger RNA of Chenopodium quinoa (quinoa), 603 nucleotides long. Its product is annotated as agamous-like MADS-box protein AGL63. The record is from RefSeq and is a predicted model, not a curated record. Bases 1 to 603 code for a protein of 200 amino acids. Gene Ontology annotation, molecular function: DNA binding; protein dimerization activity. The transcript has a single exon. Lineage: Eukaryota; Viridiplantae; Streptophyta; Magnoliopsida; Caryophyllales; Amaranthaceae.